AUGAGCGAUGCAAAGAAGGUAGCAGUGGAUUGGCACAAGGUGCUGCAGAUCAACAACUACUAUGAUGAGAAGAACACUGAGUGGCUGCAGAAACUGAAGGAUUCAGGAUAUGAGGUGCACUUGCUCAGCUACUGUGGCUACCAAAGAAGCCAAGAGGUCUAUGCAUGGGCCUGGUCUGUCUGGGAUGGCUGGGCCUGUGUGAGCUUCACAUGGAGCCAGUGUGGCUUUCAAGGGGAAGCCAGAUGGGCUUCCGGCGCUGCCAUGGGGGUGGCUAGACUGGUGACUGCGGCGGUCCUGGCCGGUUCGAACCAGGGGUGGUGGAAUGCCUCCGCCCCACCGUCACCAGCCCCAUCUCGGACGUGGUGGCAGGAGAAGGCUGACGAGUGGCUGCCCUCAAUGGCCCCUUGGACUGAAGGGGUCAAGAAUGGUUUUGACCGGCUCACGGCUAUCCCAGAGGUUGGCACCGAGAGCGGGUUCGACUGGGGCAUCUGGACUUUGGCAGAUACCCUGUUCAGCCUGCUAGGAUGGGCUUGCUUCGGCAGCGCAUGGGCUGGAGUGAGGAACGGGUGCAAGCGCCAGUGCUGCAUCCUGUUGGGCUGCUGCAUUGUUGCCCAUUACAUCUGGGCGGUGUGCUGGCCGGUGGUGUCUUUGAUGUGCGCCAUCGUGGUGACCGUCAUCUGGCUGGCACGUCGGCUACUUCGCGGCCUGGGGGCCAUGGUGUUCAUUGUGCAGAAGUGGUUGGGGGGAACACCCGAGGCUUCCGAAGCGGACUACUACGGCCCUGGAACAGGUCAGCUACCUGAGACCACUGAGCUCCGCAAGUUCAAGUACCAGGCAACGGUGGACAAGUGGGUGGUGGUCAAACAGAACGACAUGACCGCGGUCUUCAAGGUCCACCUUUGCAGGAGUGAUGAUUGCUCUGAGCCCGGCUACCACUUCAAGGUGUACGGGCUGACCAAGAAGGUGGACUUCGAGAGCUUCAACUUCCAUCAGGCCAACCAGGAAGCACGAACUUGGGGCGCCCGAGCUUGGCAAUGGGCGGUUGGGGGUUCGAAGACUUUGGUCACAAAGGUGAGAGACUUGGGCUCCGAGUCUGAACGUGAUGAAGAACCUUGCCAAGCUCAUCGCGUGUUUUGGAGUAAUGAACGUGGUGAUGAGCGUCUAGCUUCCGCACCUUGCCGCCAACAAGCUCGCGAUCGAACUUCACUUCUCAAGGAGGACCAGCUCGGGGAGCAGGACACGAUCCCGUUGUGCGAGACCCACAGCUCCCAGUACGUCCUGAAGCGCUUUGCCACGCUGAGCAUGGUGGAAAAGGGCGGCAUGGGCAACCUGCUCAUUGGGGCCCCUCGAAUCUUCGGUCGUGACACUGACCGCAAGGCAGGAGCACGGGAGGAAACCUCUGACCCCAUGGCCAAGCUCACGCAGGCGAUCCAGAAAGAGACCUCAGAGAUAGCGACUCUGGUACGAGCACAACAAGAUUCGGGACAACAUCCACCGGGGUCUGUCAAGGGUUUGGGGAGGGAAUCAGAAGAACUGGUUUUCCUGAUGAGAGCCUGUGACCAGUACGAUGUGAAGGUAUGCCCUGGGGACGUGGGCACGGCUUUGGCCAAUGCUUUGUUAGCUGCUCAAGUGGGGGCCUCUACGAAGUUGCGGGCUCUGGGCUACCGACAAAAAAUUUCGACGAGGCUAGCGUUUGGCCUCUCUCGCCCUUACUCGGGGACGACCGACCGACACUCCCUCACAGCUGCGGACUUCAUCCAGGUGACCGACGCGGAGCUCGAUGCCUUUGCGUCCGAAGCUCGGGAUUUGAAGGGCCAAGGGGAGCAGAGACCGGCACCGCCUACAAGACUGGACGAGUGGAUCUCCAGAGUGAAGAGGCAAAACCAGAUCUGGUCCGUCGUCUACGGCAUGGAAUGGCUGGAGGUAAAGGAGCACGCUUUGAGCCUGCUGGCGAGCUGGCAUCAGGAGCUUCCCCACAAGUGGCCGUUGCAGAUCGUGAUGGACGCGUGGGAGGAACUGCAGAUUCAUGGAAGAGAUGAAAGAACUCCUUCGCCAGCUAAAGAAGACGGCCAACCAGCAGGCUCCGAGUCCCAAGUUACGCAGGCAUCGUGA
This is a messenger RNA of Durusdinium trenchii, 2112 nucleotides long. Lineage: Eukaryota; Dinophyceae; Suessiales; Symbiodiniaceae. The record is from the annotation of a GenBank genome assembly.